UUAAGUGACAGGUGUCAAAACCGAUUAAAGUCAUUUUGAUUUUUCGUACGAUAGAUACGAUACGCAUUAAAUGUUUUUGAAAAAAAUUAUCGUCUGUUAAUCUCGCCAACGAUGCAACAUCAGUACUGGGUGACAAAAAAGAGCGUUUUACGAAAAUUAGGCGGCAAAGAAGACGAAUGUAUCGUUUCCUCCGACGCCGAGCUCGACGCAAAACUCGAGCUUUUCAAGUCCAUUAACGAGAGCUGCGUCCAGCUACAACGAGUCAUAGACCUUUACCAAGAGCGCCUAUGCUACUUAGCCCAGGAGGAGAACGCCCUCGGCCGCUACCUCAAGGAGUACGGCAAAAACGAAAAAAACGCGAGUGCCGGCCAGAUCAUGUCAACAGCUGGGAAAGCUCUGGCGUACACCGGCCACCAGCGGCUCACCGUGCGCCCGCCUCUCGUGCGUCUGCAUCAUGAGGUGGAGACCUUUCGGGGCCGUGCCGUCUCUGAUACCCGCGUCACGGUACUGGAGAUGGAGAAGGCCCGGACUGAGUAUCGCGCGGCACUCAGCUGGAUGAAGUCGGUGUCAUCGCAACUGGAUCCCGAUACGGGUCACGGCCUCGAUCGUUUUCGCAAGGCGCAGUCCUACGUGAAGAGCACCAAGAUGAAGUUCGACCGGCUUACGCUCGCGUGUUUGCAAAAGGUCGACCUGCUGGCGGCGGCGAGGUGCAACAUGUUCUCGCACGCCCUGGUACCGUACCAGGGGGCGGUGUCCACGUUCGCGGCGAAAGCUGCGGAGACCCUGACUUUGGCGGCGAGCAAAGUGAGCGACGUGCAGCCAUACGACUUCAGCGCGAUCGCAGAGUUGGCCACUCCGCAGCAUGAGAAGGACAAGAACACAUUUUUCAACGCCGAGUACACGGAUAAGGAGGCGGAGAAAAAGGAGAAGGCGGAGAGUGUGACCAAGGAGGGAUGUCAGGAGAUGCAAGUUUCCAAUUUGUUGGGGGAGGAUUUUUCCAUGUCUGCUCCCGCCGAGGCGACGCCCGUUGGAGAUUCGGCGCCCAGUUCGACCUUGUUGGAUCUGUGUUGGCCGAGCAGUGCUGACUUUUUAGGGGGCGAUUUUAUGCCCUCAAAGCUCAUACAGGAAGGAAAUUUUGAUUUUAGUCAAAUUGAGGUUGAAAAAAUUGAAGAGAAUACCAAAGAAUCGAAUGAUAAACCAAAGAAGGGGGGCGCAAAGGCGCCAGAGAAGAAUGGAACGCAGAUGUCCUGGCUCAGUCUGUUUGCAGAGUUGGAUCCUUUGGCAAAUAAUGAUCAGGAACUGAAUAAUUCAGGAGAUAGGGCGUAAUGCUAUUUUAUACUGGAUUAUCUUUAAGUAUUAUCUAUACACAAUCUACGAGUAUUGUAAUGUAUAUAACAUUCCUUUGUGAUUCUUUUGCACUAGUCAUACCCAAACUGCAUUAUUUUAAACGUAAAUCAAUAUACUUAUGACUUAAAAUAAUAGAAA
Messenger RNA from Zophobas morio, 1485 nucleotides. RefSeq names its product islet cell autoantigen 1 (gene ICA69). Gene Ontology annotation, cellular component: Golgi apparatus. The record is from RefSeq and is a predicted model, not a curated record. Gene Ontology annotation, biological process: regulation of transport. The coding region runs from base 112 to 1326 and encodes 404 amino acids. The transcript has a single exon. Gene Ontology annotation, molecular function: protein domain specific binding. Lineage: Eukaryota; Metazoa; Arthropoda; Insecta; Coleoptera; Tenebrionidae.